GAUUUUUUUAAGUCACAGUCGAAUGAAACCAACUCGAGCGAGCCGUUCCCGUUGCUGAUACUGUACCGCGUAGUUAGUACUGCACAACCCUAGACCUGGAUCCGGCUUCUUCUUCCUAGCUCGGAAAUAAUACAUCUACCCGGAGUGUGACGCGAAUGCGUGCCGCGGAAAGUUAGGCAUUUGCAGGCGACCGUUACCUUACUUCUCAUCGGCGUCUCUGCUGGUCCGUUCUUUAAGUCUCAUUUGGAAAGAAAAAGAAAAACAAAAGCAUUCAUUUCAGUUGCCCACUUGAUCACCAGAUAUACCACGCAACGCAGCGUGUAGCAUCGCAAACGUCGCACUCACCGUCACAAUCACCGUCGUCGCCGCCCAUGGCGGUCGGCCAUGCUCAUAUCUGCCUGCGGCUUGUGCUGCUGGCGCUCUUGGUCGCGGCGGGUAGCUCACAGAGCACGCCCGGGAGCAGCACGGACCCCUGCCCGGGAGCCAACCAGUGCCCCGGCAAGAAGGGCUGUUUCAGCAGCGGCGACUACUGCGACGGCGUGAAGAACUGCGCGGACGGCAGCGACGAGUGGCCGUGGAUCUGCAACUUCGAGAUGGACUGCGGCGCGCUCAACGCCUCGCACGUGCUAUGCCCGGACUCCCCCAGCGUUUGCAUCCUUCCCGGGCAGUUCUGCGACGGGAAAACCGACUGCCCAGAUGCGCUGGACGAGAAGCCUGAGUUCUGCGCGAAUUUCACCUGCCCGAGGAACAGUUUACGGUGCCCCGGGUUGAGCAUGUGCAAGGCGGGCGGCGCGCUGUGCAACGCGGUGCCGGACUGCCCAGGGAAGGCAGGUGGCGGCGUGGCAGUGGACGAGGACCCGGCCUUCUGCCGGCCGUACGUUUGCCCCAAGGGGAGCUCGAAGUGCAGCGAUGGGCUUCAGUGUGUGGACGAUGUGAUGCGGUGCAAUGGGGUGAAGGAGUGUCGGGAUGGGUCGGAUGAGGUGGGGUGUGAGGGGUGGAACUGCACCAAGGGGUUCCGGAAGUGCAAGGACCAGCUGCAGUGCGUGUCGAAGCUCAACUGGUGCAACAAGGUCGUCGACUGCAAAGAUGGUACUGAUGAGGCAAGCUGCAUCCCUGCCGACAGCACACCCGGCACCGGCGCUGGCACCGGCACUGGCAAUAAGGGCAGCGGGGCCGGCAGUGGCAGCAGUGGUACCGGGAAAUCUGCUGGCACUGGUGGCACUGGCGGGAACAAGUCUGGUGGCAAUGGCGGCACAGGAGGCAAGCCCGGCGGAUCAGGCUCUUCUGGGGGCCCUGGGAAGACACCCUCCCCACCCAAACCAUCCCCACCUAAGAAAUCCCCUCCCAAAUCACCCCCCAAGUCACCCCCCAAGUCAUCACCCAAGUCGCCGCCCAAGUCGACUCCGAAACCUCCUGCGAAAAGCCCUCCCAAGUCCCCACCCAAGAGCCCUGUCAAGUCGUCGCCCAAGCCCCCGGCCAGGAGCCCCCCGGCCAAGAGCCCCCCACGCUCGCAGGGUCCGCCUAAGAAAUCACCACCGUCGGACGCCAAGCGGAGCAACGUUGGAGCCAAGUACCCGGUGUCGGGGAAUGACGGCAAGCGGGGCAUCACCGUUACCGUUCGGUGGUGAAACAAUUGAUAUGCUUGCUUACAGUGGUUUUCUAGACACGUAAUUGUAAAAUGGCGUGUUGUACUAUGUACGUCCCUGUUCCUGUUUUGUAUGCAUGUGUCAUAUGGGUAUGCUAGUUGUACUAUGUAGUAUGCUAUGGAUGCCUGUUUGUUGUUAUGCAUUUUAUUAAA
Closterium sp. NIES-67 is the source of this 1798-nucleotide messenger RNA. NCBI's taxonomy places the organism in Eukaryota, Viridiplantae, Streptophyta, Zygnematophyceae, Desmidiales, Closteriaceae. The record is from the annotation of a GenBank genome assembly.